Molecule: messenger RNA, 1989 nt
Organism: Camelina sativa (false flax)
Lineage: Eukaryota; Viridiplantae; Streptophyta; Magnoliopsida; Brassicales; Brassicaceae
Molecular function (GO): glycosyltransferase activity
Source: RefSeq, a predicted model, not a curated record
CAACCUUUUUUUUCAAGAUUCAAUCGAACUGAAGACAAUUAAUUACUUCUUCUUCUUCUUUAUGUUAAAAGAUUAAAUUUUGUCGAGUUUCAAGAUUCGAUCUAUCACUUUUCCAUGGCUAGAGAAAACCCAUUGAUGAGUUUCUCCUUCAGUUUCAGAUACCUCUGUCACUUUUCUCUCCUCCUCUCUCUCUUCUCAUUCGUCUCUUUUCUCUUCAGACACAACACAUCACUCUGUUCUUGUCCUUACGACCACAACCCCAACGCUCACACAUUCGUUGAUCAUCAUCACCAUGACAACGAAACCAUUGAUCUUCUUCCCUUCUCUUCAGCUUGGAACCACCUCACAUUCCCGUCUAAACCAAAGAAGACUCUAAAGAUCGCUGUGGUGGUUAAAAAAUGGCCAAGGAGAUCGCAAGCCGGUGGACUCGAGAGACACGCGCUUACGCUGCACCUAGCGCUAGCCAAACGUGGUCACGAGGUUCAUGUUUUCACCGCUGCUUCUCCGUCGUUCCCUGAAUACCAACUGGAAAAUCUACGGUUUCAUCUCUCUGAACCCACCGCUGCUGGAUAUCUCGAUCAAGCUUCCGUUUCGCAACAGCUUCAGACACAGAACGCGAGUGGAAGACCAUUUGACGUGAUCCACACGGAGAGUGUCGGGCUUCUCCACACAAGAGCCAAGAAUCUCCCAAACGUGGUCGCGUCUUGGCAUGGGAUCGCUUACGAGACUUUUCACUCCGACAUCAUCCAAGAACUCCUCCGUCAAGCAGAUAUCGCCGCCGCCGCCGCUGCUGCCGGAGCCGAAGAAGAACAUCCACCGCCUUCCUCUCCGGCUCUGACGGAGCGAGCGAAACGAGUCGUCGAAGAAGUCAAAUUCUUCCAACGUUACGCUCACCACGUGGCAACUAGCGAUCACUGCGGUGACGUACUCAAGAGGAUCUACAUGAUCCCCGAGGAACGCGUCCACAUCAUCUUAAACGGCGUUGACGAGAGCGUUUUUACACCUGACGUUACGAAACGCGAGAGCUUCAGAGAGAAAUUUAACGUUAGAAGCGGCGGCAAGAACAAAAAAGAUCCUUUGGUUAUUGGAAUUGCGGGGAGGUUAGUGAGAGAUAAAGGUCAUCCUUUGAUGUUCUCAGCUUUGAAACGUGUGUUUGAAGAAAACAAGAAGGCACGUGAAAACGUUGUCGUUUUAGUAGCUGGAGAUGGUCCAUGGGGAAGCAGAUAUAGAAACCUCGGGUCUAAUGUGAUCGUUCUUGGACCAUUGGAUCAAGAAAAGCUAGCGGGAUUCUACAACGCGAUCGAUGUGUUUGUGAACCCGACGCUUCGAGCUCAAGGGCUAGAUCACACUCUCUUGGAAGCCAUGGUUUCAGGGAAACCGGUCUUAGCCACGAAGCUAGCGAGCAUCACUGGUUCAGUAGUCGUCGGUCCACAUUUGGGAUAUACUUUCUCACCGAACGUUGAGUCUCUCGUGGAGGCGAUUUCGCGGGUUGUUAGCGACGGAACAGAGGAAUUGCAGAGGAAAGGCAAUGAAGCGCGUGAACGGUCCUUGAGGCUUUUCACGGCGUCUAAAAUGGCUGAUGCGUAUGAAAGGUUUUUUCUUUGCAUUUCUGAUAAGAGCUUUUGUACAAUACAAGCUUAAAACACUUGAGCUAUAACACUAAUAUAGUCAAAACUAAUCAUGGGUUUGCAUUGUUUGUUUUCAUGUCUAGUUAGUUUCAUAAAGUCUUUGUGUUUGGUAAAAACGCUUUUGAAGGACAUGAGACAGACGAAAAGCAGAGUAGAUACUGAUACAGUUGAUUAGAACAAGUACUAGACAAAUUUUAUUAGGAGAUUUCUUUGAUAUUAUUAUUUAAUCUUUGAAAUCUCCUAAACAACUUUUGUUUUACUGCAUACACUUAUAUUAUACAAAGUCUUGGUUCAGUAGAUAUUAGUACUUGGCUUGAGCUUCAUGGGUUUCUGGAGAGAUUUACAAAGAAACUACCGGAAG